Molecule: messenger RNA, 1002 nt
Organism: Trichoderma asperellum CBS 433.97
Lineage: Eukaryota; Fungi; Ascomycota; Sordariomycetes; Hypocreales; Hypocreaceae
Source: RefSeq, a predicted model, not a curated record
AUGCCUCAUCAAGUGUACCCCGCCAUGCCAUCCCCAACGGGAGGCUACUACCUUGGGGACAUAAAAGAGAAACAAAAGGGUGAAGAACUUACAUGCCCUUACCUCACCAGCUGCAAGCCUUGCCGCUUUACGACCAAGGAUGGCCGAGACUACGUCAACACAAGGAUGAGGGAAUUUAUGAGACUCAACGAGAUCGAGAAACUCACAACCCCGACCGUAGAUCCAAUGGGGUCGUUCAAAACCCUAGACGAGGCCAUAUCGAACGGCCUCGUGAUAUUCCACCAGCUCCGCACCAAAAUCGUACUCACGGCGAUGAAGGGUACUACGGGCAUCUACGGGUGCUGCAUCACAGAUGACUUGGAAGAGUACAUACGGCUCUAUCGCUUCCUGGCCAAAUUCGCCACCAACGAAUACGAAACGGGCGUCAAAGAAGUCCUACAGCUAAGAGCGCUAAAGGAACGACAAGAGGCCAUGGAACGCAAGUCAAUCUCCUCUCGGCUUAAGAAGAUCAAGUCAGCCCGAAAGUCAGACAAUGAUGACAAUGCCGCCUUGGGGGAGCUGACCCGAGAACGCAAUCGGAGGUUCGCCCAGCUAAAUGACGCCUUGGAACUGAUGGAAAAGCAUUGCGUCUUCAUCAACAUGGCGCAGGACAACAUGGUCUGGAACGCAGCGGUUUUUUUCUCCCUCAAGGGAUUCGGUCAGGGCAAGCUGUUCACAAACGGCUUCGAGGCCAAGCACUUUACGAAACUGGCCAACGGGAUGUGGUCCGUCCGGAUGAAAUGGAGUGCCAACUACAAGGCGGAGUGGCGGCCUGGCACCGUCUGGGUGGAUCGCAGGUUUGGCUGCCUCGACAAGACCAAGAUUGACUGGAUCAAGAUGCCUCCGGCUCGCAUUGUCUCUGGUCCAGGAGAUAUGGAAUUCCGUGUGGAUGUUCGUGUUCGGGAUGACGUCUUCUAUAAGGUGGUUGGAGAUGAAUUUACGCAGGAAACGCAGCGACUUUGA